Molecule: messenger RNA, 1938 nt
Organism: Amoebophrya sp. A25
Lineage: Eukaryota; Dinophyceae; Syndiniales; Amoebophryaceae
Source: the annotation of a GenBank genome assembly
GUUUGAUAUAAAAACUUAUCGCUCACGAGAAGGUAAGGUUCGUGCGAGGACAACUGUAUUUUCAUCUAUUUCAAUCGCCUGUGACAGACGACAUCUUGACGACCUAAUUCAUCACUAUCAAUAGUUGCCCUUUUCUCUUUUAUAUCUUCCUCUGGUCUGUCUUUUUUCUAGAAGUUAGGUCGGCUCCACCACAACUAUUAAGUAAUAUCACAUCAAAAAUGGGUGGUGGCGGAAAGGGGAAGAAGGGCGGCAAAGGGAAGGGAAAGCGAAGCUUUUUCCAGACAGCGAAUUAUGAUGAUGUCUAGAUUCUUGCUCUUCUGACAAUGUAGAAGAUCUCUCUACUUACUAGGUACUGCCUGAUUACAACACUUUCUCUCUAUUUUAAAUUUUCAUGUAGACCAUAUGUAUUCUCGUCCCACAAGGAAGAUUUAUUUUCCAGUUGGCAUCUACUAUAAUAAUCUACUAUUCGUAUUCUGCUACAUAACUUACUAUUCGUAUUCUAAUAUUCAUCUACUAUAACUUACUAUAAUUCUACUACUCCCACGACAAGGAAGAGCCUCCACAUCUUCAAGAAACUACAACAUCCCCCAAAGGGAUCCCUCUCUAAGCAUCUGCCCCGUCUCGGGAGACUGGUGGUCCCUUAGCCUUAUAUCCCGAAGAUCCGAGACAACUGGAAUGCCUGCAACAGCAUGUGGACGGCGUGCCGGAUCCUAUCAAUCCGACGCGCGUUUUACAGCACCACGAAAUCGCGAAUGAGGAUGCUGCUCAUCACGAAAGGCUCCGUCGCGAGUUUAUGGAGAGGAAUUUCAAGCACUUAGUGCUGGGAGGUGGAACUACUCAACAUCAACAUGGAGAUCAGAUAUGGAAUCAAAGUAGCAGCGACAAGAUUACUGGUGGCAAGAACAACAGAGGCAGAGCUCAAACGAAUGUAGACAACACCUCCUGCUCGAGUUCGAAUAGAACUGGCGCUUUCUUGCCAAUGCCGAAGCCAUAUCCUGUGACGCUUUCAGCUUUUACUGGCGGCUUGCAUCCGAAUGAACUUGUAGCUUGUCAACAAGCGAUUGCAAAAUAUGUUGGAGCAUUAGAUCCACAACAUGGUGGCUCAGCAUCUUCAACAAAUAAGAGGAUGAAUGCAUCACAUCAACCUGAACAACAUUCAUCAUCGACUUCUAGCAACAUAAGCAGUUCUCUGAGCCCGAUGAAGGGUAGCGCGCGAAUGUCAUUCUUUGACCAGAUGCGAUUCAAGAAUCUUGUCGUGGGUCCCGAACAUUUCCCCUUAGAACUCUGUGAGGUUCCUCCGCCUCCAGCUAAGAAAAGACGAACAGCGAACAGAACUGUUAAUAAUGCAGGAACAGAUGCUCAGGGUGGCACAACAGGAGCUCCUGCAACAGGAGAGCAAGAAGAUCAUGAUGUCACUGAUGCUGAAGAAGAAUCGCAGGAAAAUUCCGAGAAGGAGGAUCAGGGUAGCGAUUUUGGCAGUGAUGCUGGUGAGCAGGAUGAGGGUGCCUUUGGCGAUGAAGAUUAUAAGUUUGCACUCGAUGAUGCAGACGCCAACGAUCUGGGUGAAGCUGAAGAGGCUGGGGGAAAUGCGUACGAGGACUAAGGAGCGGGAAGAUAGUUUAGACGAGAACGAGUUUUACCUGUCCAAAAGAGCAGUGGCACUUUUUCACCGUAGAAAAUGCGAAGCACAGUCAUGCAAUCUGAUGCACCCUCUUGUUUCAAAACGAAAAAUCAUGUCAUGUUCUUGUGAACCAUCUAUCCUCUUUCCCGCAUGGUGAUUUUCAGACCUCUUUCCCGCUUUUUAUCUCCUCCACUCCCUCCACAAACUGAAAAUAUAAUUAGUCCUGCUUCGCUGUGAUAGCCAUAGCUCCGCUGGAGUGUUUGCGAUGAGUGUAUUGCGAAGGUUCGAAUUCAAUGACGUUAUAGUACACGAUCUUG